AGAGGAGCCCGUGUCGAUAUACAGAAACCAGAGAUCGUCAUGGCUCGCUGAGGUGAUGAGCUGACGGGUGGAUGGCGCCCAUUAUCUUCACUCCUCAAUCCAAGUUUUCCUGAAAAACGGACAGGGGGAGGAGAAGGCUCCAACUGAGCAUAAGGCACAGAGGACAAGCAAAGGAUUAGGAGUGGACAGCAAGAAAAGGAAGGAGAAUGCAAAAGAUGUUGAAAACGUUUCAAAGAGCUAGAAAAUAGUUCCUAGAUUAGAAGAUCCAGUUGUCAGCAAUUUAAAACAAUAUUCAGGUUUUAACUUCUGUACAAGGCUAUUACAUAACCCCGAAGCAAGGAAAUUAACCAAGAGGAAUGUGCCUUUACUAUCUAUAGAAAAUACACUUAGCUUCAGCUGCUUCAACGCUCCUUGGGAUUUUAAAAUGUUUCAAGCCUUGGUUCGGCAAGCGUAUCACCCCCUGCCCAGCCACCAGUCGGGGGAACCUGAUGCCAAGUACAAGGGGAAGCUGGUGCAUGAAACUCAGCUGAACUGCUUCUACAUCAAACCUGGAGGUUCCAACUAUGGCAGUCCCCGUCCGGCUCAUGCCAACAUGAACGCCAACGCGGCUGCGGGGCUGGCCCCGGAGCACAUCCCCAGCCCGGGGGCAGCUCUGUCCUGGCAGGCUGCCAUCGAUGCUGCCAGGCAAGCCAAGCUGAUGGGCAGCGCUGGCAACGCCACCAUCUCCACGGCCAGCUCCACGCAGAGGAAAAGGCAGCAGUAUGGCAAGCAGAAGAAGCAGGGUACCACCACAGCCACCCGCCCUCCCCGGGCGCUGCUGUGCCUCACGCUGAAGAAUCCCAUCCGGAGGGCGUGCAUCAGCAUCGUCGAAUGGAAACCAUUUGAAAUAAUUAUUUUACUGACUAUUUUUGCCAAUUGUGUGGCCUUAGCUAUCUAUAUCCCCUUUCCAGAAGAUGAUUCCAAUGCCACCAAUUCCAAUCUGGAACGAGUGGAAUAUCUCUUUCUCAUAAUUUUUACAGUGGAAGCAUUUUUAAAAGUAAUAGCAUACGGACUUCUCUUUCACCCCAACGCUUACCUCCGCAAUGGCUGGAAUUUACUAGAUUUUAUAAUUGUGGUAGUAGGGCUUUUUAGUGCAAUUUUAGAACAAGCAACCAAAGCAGAUGGGGGGAAUUCAAUAGGAGGAAAAGGUGCCGGAUUUGAUGUUAAAGCUCUGCGGGCUUUCCGAGUUUUACGUCCACUACGGCUGGUGUCUGGAGUUCCUAGUCUCCAGGUGGUUUUAAAUUCAAUUAUCAAGGCCAUGGUCCCUUUGUUGCAUAUUGCCCUGCUGGUGCUGUUUGUCAUUAUUAUCUAUGCCAUCAUUGGACUGGAGUUAUUCAUGGGGAAGAUGCAUAAGACCUGCUACCAUGUGCAAGGGGGACUGAUAGAUACACCUGCAGAAGACGACCCGUCGCCGUGCGCUCCCCAGUCUGCGCACGGGCGGCAGUGUCAGAACGGCACCGAGUGCAAGGCGGGCUGGGAGGGACCUAAGCACGGCAUCACCAACUUUGACAAUUUUGCUUUUGCCAUGCUCACGGUGUUUCAGUGCAUCACCAUGGAGGGCUGGACUGAUGUGCUCUACUGGAUGCAGGACGCUAUGGGCUAUGAGUUACCAUGGGUGUAUUUUGUCAGUCUGGUCAUCUUUGGAUCCUUUUUCGUUCUAAAUCUGGUUCUUGGUGUGUUGAGCGGGGAGUUUUCCAAAGAAAGAGAAAAGGCAAAGGCUCGAGGUGAUUUCCAGAAGCUACGGGAAAAGCAACAGCUAGAGGAGGAUCUGAAGGGAUACCUGGACUGGAUAACUCAAGCAGAAGAUAUUGAUCCAGAAAAUGAAGAUGAAGGCAUGGAUGAGGAGAAGCCUCGAAACAUGAGCAUGCCCACCAGCGAGACCGAGUCCGUGAACACCGACAACGUGCCCGGAGCCGACAUGGAAGGCGAGAACUGCGGCGCCAGGCUGGCGCAUCGGAUCUCAAAAUCAAAAUUUAGUCGCUACUGGCGCCGAUGGAAUCGAUUCUGCAGAAGGAAGUGCCGUGCUGCUGUCAAGUCCAACGUUUUCUACUGGCUGGUGAUCUUCCUCGUGUUCCUCAACACCCUCACCAUUGCCUCUGAGCACUACAACCAGCCAGACUGGCUCACGGAGGUCCAAGACACUGCCAAUAAGGUGCUGCUAGCUCUUUUCACGGCAGAGAUGCUGCUGAAGAUGUACAGCCUCGGUCUCCAGGCAUACUUUGUGUCCCUGUUCAACCGCUUUGACUGCUUCAUUGUGUGUGGAGGCAUCCUGGAAACCAUCCUGGUGGAGACCAAGAUCAUGUCACCCCUGGGCAUCUCGGUCUUGAGAUGUGUCAGACUCCUAAGAAUAUUUAAAAUCACAAGAUAUUGGAACUCCCUGAGUAAUCUUGUGGCUUCACUCCUGAAUUCAGUCCGCUCCAUUGCCUCCCUGUUGCUGCUUCUCUUCCUCUUCAUCAUCAUCUUCUCACUCCUGGGGAUGCAGCUCUUUGGGGGCAAGUUUAACUUUGACGAGAUGCAGACCAGGAGGAGCACAUUUGACAACUUCCCUCAGUCCCUCCUGACUGUGUUUCAGAUCCUGACUGGGGAGGACUGGAAUUCGGUGAUGUAUGAUGGGAUCAUGGCUUAUGGCGGCCCCUCUUUUCCAGGAAUGUUGGUCUGUAUUUACUUCAUCAUCCUCUUCAUCUGUGGAAACUAUAUCCUGCUGAAUGUAUUUUUGGCCAUUGCUGUGGACAACCUUGCUGAUGCUGAGAGUUUAACAUCUGCACAGAAAGAGGAGGAAGAGGAAAAAGAAAGGAAAAAGCUAGCUAGGACUGCUAGUCCCGAAAAGAAACAGGAGAUGGAAAAAACAGCUGUGGAGGAAGAGACAAAGGAGGAGAAAAUUGAGCUGAAAUCGAUCACUGCUGAUGGAGAGUCCCCUCCUGCUACCAAGAUCAACGUGGAUGAUUAUCAGCCCAAUGAAAACGAAGAAAAGAGCCCUUAUCCCACAACAGAAGCACCAGCAGAGGAAGAUGAGGAAGAACCUGAGAUGCCUGUUGGCCCUCGACCACGCCCCAUGUCUGAGCUGCACCUCAAGGAAAAGGCUGUGCCCAUGCCUGAUGCCAGUGCUUUUUUCAUCUUCAGUCCUAACAACAGGUUUCGUGUCCACUGCCAUCGAAUCGUUAAUGAUAACAUUUUCACCAACCUGAUCCUCUUUUUCAUCUUGCUCAGCAGCAUCUCCCUGGCAGCUGAGGACCCUGUGCGACACCUCUCCUUUAGGAACCAAAUUCUCUUUUAUUUUGAUAUAGUUUUUACUGUCAUUUUCACCAUUGAAAUUGCUCUGAAGAUGACUGCCUACGGGGCUUUCCUCCACAAGGGUUCCUUCUGCAGGAACUAUUUCAACAUCCUAGACCUGCUGGUGGUCAGCGUUUCUCUCAUCUCCUUUGGCAUCCAGUCCAGUGCCAUUAACGUGGUGAAGAUCCUGCGUGUUCUGCGGGUCCUUAGACCACUGAGGGCCAUCAACAGAGCCAAAGGACUAAAGCACGUGGUCCAGUGUGUGUUUGUCGCCAUCAGAACCAUUGGGAACAUUGUGAUUGUCACCACUUUGCUGCAGUUCAUGUUUGCCUGCAUUGGAGUUCAGCUGUUUAAGGGCAAGCUGUACAGCUGCACUGACAGCUCCAAGCAGACAGAAGCAGAAUGCAGAGGGUACUACAUCACCUACAAGGAUGGGGAGGUCAGCCAGCCCAUGAUACAGCCCCGGAGCUGGGAGAACAGCAAGUUUGACUUUGACAAUGUCCUGACUGCCAUGAUGGCCCUCUUCACCGUCUCCACCUUUGAGGGCUGGCCAGAGUUGCUGUAUAGGUCCAUUGAUUCCCACAUGGAGGAUGUGGGACCCAUCUAUAAUCACAGGGUUGAGAUCUCCAUCUUCUUUAUUAUCUACAUCAUCAUCAUUGCUUUCUUCAUGAUGAACAUCUUCGUUGGUUUCGUCAUCGUCACAUUUCAGGAACAAGGAGAACAAGAGUACAAGAACUGUGAGCUGGACAAAAACCAGCGCCAGUGUGUAGAGUAUGCCCUGAAAGCCCGGCCCUUGAGGAGAUACAUCCCCAAAAACCAGUACCAGUACAAAGUUUGGUAUGUGGUCAACUCCACCUACUUUGAAUACCUGAUGUUCGUUCUGAUCCUGCUGAACACCAUCUGCCUGGCCAUGCAACACUAUGGUCAGAGCUGCAUGUUCAAGGAAGCCAUGAAUAUCCUCAACAUGCUCUUCACUGGCCUCUUCACUGUGGAGAUGGUCCUGAAAUUAAUUGCCUUCAAACCCAAGGGUUACUUUAGUGAUCCUUGGAAUGUUUUUGACUUCCUCAUCGUAAUUGGCAGCAUUAUAGACGUCAUUCUCAGUGAAACUAAUCCAGCUGAACAUACCCAAUGCUCUUCCUCUAUGAACGCAGAGGAAAACUCUCGCAUCUCAAUCACCUUCUUCCGACUCUUCCGCGUGAUGCGCCUGGUGAAGCUCCUGAGCCGAGGGGAGGGCAUCCGGACCCUGCUUUGGACCUUCAUCAAGUCCUUCCAGGCUCUCCCCUAUGUGGCUCUUUUAAUAGUGAUGCUGUUCUUCAUCUACGCUGUGAUUGGGAUGCAGGUGAGUGAUGCUAUCAUCAAUCUUUUUGUAGCUGUUAUAAUGGAUAACUUCGAUUACCUGACACGGGACUGGUCCAUUUUAGGACCACACCACCUGGAUGAGUUUAAAAGGAUCUGGGCAGAGUAUGACCCUGAAGCUAAGGGACGGAUCAAACACCUGGACGUGGUGACGCUGCUCCGGAGGAUCCAGCCCCCGCUGGGCUUCGGGAAGCUCUGUCCUCACCGGGUGGCUUGCAAACGCCUCGUCUCCAUGAACAUGCCACUGAACAGCGAUGGGACCGUCAUGUUCAAUGCCACUCUCUUUGCAUUGGUCAGAACUGCCCUGAGGAUCAAGACAGAAGGUAACCUGGAGCAAGCCAACGAAGAGCUGAGAGCAAUAAUUAAGAAAAUCUGGAAGCGCACCAGUAUGAAGCUGCUGGACCAGGUGGUGCCUCCUGCAGGUGACGACGAGGUGACCGUGGGGAAGUUCUACGCCACUUUCCUGAUCCAGGAAUAUUUCCGGAAGUUCAAGAAGCGCAAAGAGCAGGGGCUGGUGGGGAAACCCUCGCAGCGCAACGCGCUGUCCUUACAGGCUGGUCUGCGCACGCUGCACGACAUCGGGCCAGAGAUCCGACGAGCAAUUUCUGGAGACCUGACAGCUGAAGAAGAGCUGGACAAGGCCAUGAAAGAAGCAGUUUCUGCUGCCUCUGAAGAUGACAUCUUCCGGAGAGCUGGAGGCUUGUUUGGAAACCAUGUGAGCUAUUACCAAAGUGAUGGCAGGAGUGGGUUCCCCCAGACAUUCACCACCCAGAGACCUUUGCACAUCAAUAAGUCUGGCAACAACCACGGAGACACUGAGUCUCCAUCUCACGAGAAGCUGGUGGACUCCACCUUCACUCCCAGCAGCUACUCAUCUUCAGGCUCCAAUGCCAACAUCAACAAUGCCAACAACACUGCCCUGUGUCGCUUCCCCAGCCCACCCAGCUACCCCAGCACUGUCAGCACGGUGGAAGGCCAUGGGACCCCCUUGUCACCCACCAUAUGUGUGCAGGAGGCUCCCUGGAAACUCCCAUCCAAAAGGACACAUUACUACGAGACCCUGGGACGCUCCAGUUCCAGAGACAGCCAGCUGGCAAUUGUUUGCCAAGAGGAAGUGUCUCAGGAUGAGACUUAUGAUGAAAAUUUGAAUGAAGACAUUGAGUACUGUAGUGAACCAAGUCUGCUCUCUACUGAAAUGCUUGCAUACCAAGAUGAUGAAAACAGACAGCUCACUCUGCCAGAAAACAACAAAGGAGAGGACAGCCGGCACUCUCCCAAGAAGGGGUUUCUGUGCUCCUCAGCUCUAGGUCGAAGAGCAUCUUUUCACUUAGAGUGUUUGAAAAGACAGAAAAACCAGGGUGUGGAUGUCUCACAGAAGACAGUCCUGCCUUUGCAUCUGGUCCAUCAUCAGGCACUAGCAGUGGCCGGCCUGAGUCCCCUGCUCCAGCGAAGCCAUUCCCCCACCACGUUUUCUCGGCUGUGUGCUACACCCCCGGCCACGCCCUGCAACCGGGGCUGGCCGCAACAAACCAUCCCAACGCUGCGCCUCGACGGGGCGGAAUCCUCGGAGAAGCUCAACAGCAGCUUGCCGUCCGUGCACUGCGGCUCCCGGUACCCCGAGAGCGGCGGCAGCCCCAGGAGAGCCCGGCCGGUGUCGCUGACCGUGCCCAGCCCCACCGCGGGGAGCAGCCGGCAGCUCCACGGCAGCGCCAGCAGCCUGGUGGAAGCGGUCUUGAUUUCGGAAGGACUGAUGCAGUUUGCUCAAGAUCCAAAGUUCAUUGAGGUCACAACCCAGGAGCUCGCAGACGCCUGCGACAUGACGAUAGAAGAGAUGGAAAAUGCAGCAGACAACAUUCUCAAUGGUAACAGCAAGCAGAGCCCCAAUGGCAACCUCUUGCCUUUUGCUAACUGCAGGGACCCAGGGCAGGACAGUGCAGGAGAGGAAGAGGAAGAGGUGCAAAACCCGGAUUGUAGGAUAAGUCAGGAGGAGCUCAAGGACAGCAGGAUUUAUAUCAGCAGCCUGUAGUUGCCAGGGCUGGAAGCGAUGCUGGUUUUUUAUUUGUUUCAAUGUUCCUAAUGGGUUUGUUUCAGAAGUGCCUCACUGUUCUCGUGACCUGGAGUAACCGGAACAGCGUUCUUCAUUCAUUUCUGUUGGGACGAGUCGCAGAGUUGGGUGGUGUAAGAAAGCUUUUCAGGAGCGGAUAUAACCCCAGCACGUGUCCAUGAAGGAAGAGUGAGGAGGAGGAGGAGAAGAGGAGGAGAGCCAGCUCCCUCUUUUUUUCAGUCCCUGCACAAGGAACGACAGCUGCCUCCGGAGCACCAAGGGGAACCUCAGCUUCCUGUGGAUGGCCCUAGCCAAAAGGACCCUGCACCAAACGGGUGUCUUUCAACCUUGCUUGUAAAAAUCAUUUUGCACAUAUUCUGUAUGAGCCUCACCGUCUCCAUAAAGCCAAGGCCCUUUGAUUGGGAAGGAGAGGAAGACUUCUGCUGUGGAUUCCCGCACGGCCACGGGGA
This is a messenger RNA of Sturnus vulgaris (Common starling), 7179 nucleotides long. Lineage: Eukaryota; Metazoa; Chordata; Aves; Passeriformes; Sturnidae. The record is from RefSeq and is a predicted model, not a curated record.